Molecule: messenger RNA, 441 nt
Organism: Cataglyphis hispanica
Lineage: Eukaryota; Metazoa; Arthropoda; Insecta; Hymenoptera; Formicidae
Product: cytochrome b-c1 complex subunit 7-like
Exons: 2
Coding region: 1-441 (146 amino acids)
Biological process (GO): mitochondrial electron transport, ubiquinol to cytochrome c
Source: RefSeq, a predicted model, not a curated record
AUGUCUUCUAUCAUAAAAUUUCAUUGUGCGUUAAUAAAAAAUCUAAAGUUAUCAAAGCGGAAUUUCACACAGAAUGAAUGUGAUAGCGAAAAUAAAAAAAACUGGAACUAUACUUUGAAAAAAUUAGUAUUCAAUUGGUCAGGAUACAACAAAUUCGGGCUUUACACACAUGAUGUUAUAGAUUAUGACAAUCCUAUAGUACGCGAAGCGCUACGUCGAUUACCAAUGGAUAUAUUGGACGCUAGGAAUUUCAGGCUCAUAAGUGCUAUGCAACUGAGUUUUCUGAGGAUACAACUGCCUAAAGAAAAGUGGAUCACAUUUGAACAGGAUUUGGAGAAUCGGUACCUUGAUACGUAUAUGAAGGAGAUCGAGGCUGAACAAGCUGAGAAAGAUGAGUUUGAUUACAAUGAUAACGAUUCGCCAGCUAAUAAAGUAAAAUAA